CGCAGCUAUAAAUCCAUGUGAAUCGCGUUCGGAAAUAAUCGUACCAAAAUCAAAAUAAUAAUAAUAAAUUAAUUAUUUGCAAUGGCAAACACUGUGGAUACACUUGUGACCAAAUCAGCAAUAACAUGUGCAGCUGAUAAAUUCUUCAAUUUUUUUAAGCUGAAUAUGAACAAUCUCGUCAAUGUGUGUCCGGCAUUCGUUACCGGCGUGGAUGUUAUUGAAGGAGAAGAAGGAAAGGUUGGCUGUGUCAAGCGCUGGAAGUAUAUUCUUGGUGGGAUUCCAUUGAGUGCCACAGUGAAAAUAGAGGCAAUAAGCGAUGGGGAAAAAUCCAUCACAUUCGCAGUUUUGGAAGGUGAUCUUUUGUUACUGUACAAAAGCUUCAAGGUCACGCUCACUGUUGGGGAAGGAUUUGCCACGUGGACUUUUGCCUUUGAGAAAAAGACUAUUUUGACCCCACCUCCGGAGCUCUAUGUUCCCCUUGUGAUAUCAAUCUGCACCCUUGUGGAUGCUUUUCUUCUCGUCAACUAAGAAGAAGCUACACUACAAGAUGAAGCCAAGCACACCAUCUAAUAAUAAUAAUAUUCUAUAUAUAAGUCUUAAAAUAAAUGCGAUUUGGAUAUCGUUUGUGUGUGUGUGUGCUUGGUUUAUGGUUUGUUUGAGCUGGUAAUUUCCUUUUGGUAUGUUUUGACCAAAAUGGUGUGGCCAAGUCUCGAGUUUUAUGGAAUAAAGAUUUGUAUUCGAUUGCGCGAUUGCAUUUCAUCUUUUGGUGUGUCCUUGUAUCCUCAGUUCAAUAUUUUAUGGAACACCCUUUAAUCUCCAAGUUCAAUGGUGUAUACUGGUCGAGCAGUAGUUUGGACGGGUAUUUACUAUAAUGAUAUUUUUAAAUAUUAUAAAGUAUUUUAAUUUUAAGUAACA
Messenger RNA from Striga asiatica, 915 nucleotides. NCBI's taxonomy places the organism in Eukaryota, Viridiplantae, Streptophyta, Magnoliopsida, Lamiales, Orobanchaceae. The record is from the annotation of a GenBank genome assembly.